Molecule: messenger RNA, 2175 nt
Organism: Aaosphaeria arxii CBS 175.79
Lineage: Eukaryota; Fungi; Ascomycota; Dothideomycetes; Pleosporales
Exons: 5
Coding region: 1-2175 (724 amino acids)
Source: RefSeq, a predicted model, not a curated record
AUGUCGCAGUCGCAGUCGCAUACCCAAGAUAGGCCCCGGAAGUAUAAGGAAGAGCCGGCUCCUGGAGCGGCGCAGAAAAUGGUGACGCAAUCCCCGGCCCAGGCUCAUUAUCCUUCGCCACACCCGUCCAACCCUCAGGUUCCUCCACCUCAUCAAUCACCCUACCUCCAGCAAAUCCCUGGACCUCAAGGACAACAACAGCAGGACGUGCCUUACUAUCCGCACCCUAGCACGUACAGCGCCAACAGUGCACCAAGUAACUACUCAGCUUCAGAAGGUCCAGAAUUGAUGGCCGCUGCGACAAUGAACAGGUCGGGGUACCCGCCGAUUUCUUAUCACACACCUCAAUCCAACUCGCCAGCUUCAGUGCAAUCUCCUCAGCAUGAUCAACAUGGACGUCCCAUCUAUGGCCAACAACCUGCGCAGAUGCAACAGCCGCCGAUGUAUUACACUCCAUAUGGGAACACUGGGGUUCCUCAGCACUCGCCCUACCCUCAGCACCCAUCUACGCAGCAACAGCAACAGCAGCCGAUGACCAGCUCCCUUCUCAUGUCUCAUCAGCAGCCAGGACAGCCACCGAUGCAUCCGCAUCAGCCUCAUCCGAACACUCCUGGAAUGCCCACAGGUAGCCCGAAGUCGCGUAUGUCGCAAACCCCAUUGCAACGACCGCCAUCAAACCUAGGCGCUCCACCCCAGGCUCCUCCUCAAGGUCCUCCAGUCGGCGCACCAAACAUGCAUGCAGGCGGUCCUCCAGGCUCAAAUGUGAACCCCAACGCUGCCCCGGGCCCGAUUCCAGCAACCACCCCGCUAGUGGUUAGGCAAGACCAGAAUGGUGUCCAGUGGAUCGCUUUUGAAUACUCGCGCGAUCGCGUCAAGAUGGAGUAUACUAUCCGAUGCGAUGUCGAAUCCAUCGAUGUGAAGGAUCUCCCGCAAGAAUUCAAAACGGAGAACUGCGUUUAUCCCCGCGCAUGUUGUCCCAAGGAUCAGUACAAGGGAAAUCGUUUGGCCUACGAGACCGAAUGUAACCAUGUUGGUUGGGCACUCGCACAAUUGAACCCCUGCCUCAGAGGCAAGAGGGGCCUCAUCCAGCGAGCAGUCGAUAGCUGGCGUAAUAGCAACCAAGACCCUCGUCUGCGGAGUCGACGCGUACGACGACAGGCGAAGAUGAACAACAGGAAGGCUGUUAAUGCUUCCCAUGGUAACCCUAUGACUGGGCCAGGUGCCUCAGGCCCAACUGGGGUGUCACCUGGCAUCCCAGCUCCACCUCAACAGAUGGGUAUGGGAGGUUCGCAGUUGCAUCAUCACCAUGAGCAUCCCGGCGGACCUCCAGGAAGACCAGAAGAUGUUAGCGCCAACGAAUAUCCCGAGGGAGCUACCCAUCACCAUCAAGCACCCAACGGACAAUCAUCACCAAACAAUGUGCGCCAAGCUCAGAAUUUCUACCCGUCCUUUCCCACCAACGAUUCGGUAGCGGGGUCGAGUGGCAUGCCGCCAAUGCACGAUGGAAUGGGCCAUCCCCCACCUCCACAUGCUUCGGGUGUACCCGUCGCAAAGCACGAUCAAGACGAGGAAGAGCGAAAAUUGGCCAUGUUCGGCGACCUACCUGAGUCGAAACGGAGGAAAUUCAUUCUCGUCGACGAUGCUCAACGCGGUACACGCGUGAGAGUUCGAGUUACGCUCGAUACAGUAAAGACUGAGGAGAUGCCUGAUUCGUACCGCAAAUCGAACUCGGUAUUCCCCCGCAGCUACUUUCCUAUGCAAAUGACAUCUCCGCCAGCCAGUCCCCGAGGUAGCCGCGUCUUCAAGGACGAGGCGGAUUCGGAGAGCGACCCUGGCUUCCCUCUAGCGGGCUCGUCCCUCGUGCCUGUACCAAUUAUCGAAGGAGAGGCGCAAGUUCCGAAACCGCGCCUUACCAGAGCAAAACGAUCGAAGGAGAUCACGUUGAACGAUCUGGGCUAUCGCAUGAGCUGGAGCCAGAGCCGAGUCUUCGCCGGUCGCACGUUGUUCCUACAAAAAUCUCUUGAUGCAUACCGCAACAAGAUGCGCAGCAGCAUGAUGGGAGCUGGUCACGAUGUUACGGCAGUGGCACCACACUUCGAAACCCGUGUCGGGAAGCGCAAGUGGAACGAGAGGAUCGAGAAGAACAAGAAGUCGAGGCGCGAUGCCUCGCCUUAA